Alternaria alternata is the source of this 1695-nucleotide messenger RNA. RefSeq lists its product as hypothetical. Lineage: Eukaryota; Fungi; Ascomycota; Dothideomycetes; Pleosporales; Pleosporaceae. The coding region runs from base 1 to 1695 and encodes 564 amino acids. The record is from RefSeq and is a predicted model, not a curated record. The transcript has 3 exons.
AUGCAGACUCAAGCUAGGUCCUCUCCCACGGACCCAUCCGAGGUGUCGUUUCUCACUACGCUACCCCCGGAGAUUCGCAAUCAGGUGUACGGAUACCUGUUCAAACGCGAAGAUUCAGUUCUACUUCAUAAUGCGCAUGCUUUUCAUCUGCCAUGUCGGGACCUGGAGAAUUACCACAGUGGCCUACAGCAAUACUAUGACGCAUAUGAGGCUGAAAUUGGAACUGACGAAGAGUUCUGGCCUGACUUGCACCAGGGACUCGGCCUGAUGUUAUCUUGUCGCCAAGUAUAUCAGGAAGCCUCUGGGAUUAUGUACGGCGGAAACACGUUUGUCUUCUCCAGGAUUCUGACACGUCACGACUACCGCAUCGGCACGGAUCACAAGCACCAAGAAUAUCUCCAAAUCAACUACGCUGGUCAAUGGCUGACAAACAUUGGACCGCAAAUCUUCCGUCUCACGAAAGUCGUCAUUGAUGUCGACGCCAUGUGUGCGUGGUACGGAUGCCACGGUGAUUACGAGCUGAUUGAUUUGCUGCCUAUAUUACGUAUUGUAUGGGAACAUCCCGAUCUCAGCAAGCAGAUUCUCAGGGCGGCGGCCACUGACGGAGCGAUUCUACUCAACAACUUGCUUACAACUCUUGCCGUACAAGACGUCCUCGACCUCCGAAAGUAUUGCUUUUCCCGUCGCCUUAUUCAUUCGGUCAACGUUGAGUUGAGUUUGGAUCGGGUAGGACAGGGCAGAACAGUCCAAUGGAAGGCGCAGAAGAAGCGCCGCUCAUUCGAAAUUCUACCAGAAGACGUGCGAGAGCGCAUCGCAGGAUUGCUGCUGCAUAACCCAGAUGGAAUUACCAUUGACUUGACUAAGCACACUAUGCAUGGUUUCGACUCCAGUCUCUCCCAGUCAGGCUUGCUCGACGUGUACGAUCUAUCGAGACUUGCAAUGCGCUUGAACAACAUCACAUUGAAGUUGACUAGCGAUCAAGCCAUCACAGAUUUUGGAAAAUUCGAGAAGGUGAAUGAUUUCAUGAUCAUGCGUGGCGGUAAUGAAGGGUUCUAUGGAAUGGCCGAACACUUGAGAAAAUACAACACACAAACCAUCAUACUGGAGAUCGCGCCUGCAGAGGUGAUUGCUCUCUCGGCUGUCCGAGUCAACAUCAAUCAUUUGAUGUAUUAUUUAACCUAUCCGCACUUCCAUCCUGAAUCCAUCAUCCGUUUGACGCUCACUCCGCCUCCAAGUACCGGCGCACCCCAACAAAUCACUACAAUCUCGAUGAAAAAGCUACAGCGACAACUCUUUCUCCUCCUCUCCGAUAUCAUACAAGAGACAAUCGAAGAGCAUACCGAGUCCCUAAAAACGAGCACAAACUUCGCCCCAGCUCUUUCCAAUCAGAUGAAUCCUUAUUGCGACUUCUGGAUCGACGGUUACGGCAAGCUUCUCCAUGCUGUCUUUGAAGAAGACAAGACUACGGUAAACUUCAGAUAUGGCAAGCUCAGCAUGAAGGAGUUAGGAGUUCUGGGGUACAGUAGGGCUGCUGGUCUGGAAUCGAUGGUUGAAGCGUAUGUGUUAGAGAGCGAAAUGGAAGACACUGAUUUCUAUUAUCAAAAGGUUAUACUUCGUUGGGGAUGGCUGAGGUGGCAGUUAUAUGGUGAUUGGAAGGCACCAGCACCGCCGGGUAUGAGAAAGUUGGCGCCGUAA